CUCCUGGUGACGGACGAUCCGGUGGAAACGGGGGAAGCGAUUACCAGUGUGCGGGAGGGAGGCGAGGUAGUCGGGAUACAGGGUGGUAAAAGUGCGGAAGAGUGCCGCGCGAAAAUGAUCGUGGUUUUCGCAUGCGGGGAUAGUCCCCGUAAUCAUGCAAUAAACCUCGAUCAUAUUGUGGCCUCGCCACGCGGCACUAAGGAGAAGGGUAUGGAGGUAGAAAUUGGGGAGGGCGCAUCGGGUCGAGGGAUGGGGUUGAAUGGUAACAACGAGGCGAGUGRCGUCGAAGAAUCGGAAGGUGUCGAUGGGGAAGGGGUUACGGGGGAAGGUGAUACGGGUGGUGAUUUGACGGAGGGUGAGGUAGUCAAGGGGACGGCGGGAUAACGACCGGGGAGGAAACCCGAUGCCUCGUAUCAGUACGGGCUCGAACUGAUGGACUGUCGGAGGCGGAGGGGGAGGGGGAUCGGCUU
Molecule: messenger RNA, 470 nt
Organism: Chara braunii
Lineage: Eukaryota; Viridiplantae; Streptophyta; Charophyceae; Charales; Characeae
Source: the annotation of a GenBank genome assembly